Messenger RNA from Bactrocera latifrons, 2295 nucleotides. It is a transcript of the gene TBC1D5, whose product is annotated as TBC1 domain family member 5. Gene Ontology annotation, molecular function: GTPase activator activity. Gene Ontology annotation, biological process: activation of GTPase activity. The transcript is spliced from 10 exons. Bases 136 to 2223 code for a protein of 695 amino acids. The record is from RefSeq and is a predicted model, not a curated record. Lineage: Eukaryota; Metazoa; Arthropoda; Insecta; Diptera; Tephritidae.
AGCACUGCAAUUUGAUAAAAACAAAACCUUCAUCGGUGCAUUUUUGUGAGUUUGAUUAAAUAUUACAUAUUUCAAAUAGUAUUUUCGUUUUGAACAUGUUAUAGUUUAAAAAAUAUAGUAUAACUUCACACAAAAAUGUAUGUUCAAGGCGUUGAAGCUAUAAAACAAUAUAUGCCUAAAGAUAACUCUCAAAUUUCUACAAAUAUUAAGGAAGAGCGAGGCCAAGAAUUAAGUACAACCGACACAAUGUCAUCGGCAGAACGGUAUAGGGAAGAAUGGGAUAAGCUUCUAAAAAUUUUGGAUGAAGACCCCGAGUAUAUACGGGAGCAAGCGUUAGAAGGUGAUUUAAAAGUUUCAAAGUUCCGAAGCAUUUAUUGGUCAUUAUUGCUACGUGUUUUAAACCCUAAUUACCGUAGUUGGAAAGAACAAAGAGAGAUGCAACGAAAGCGGUACGAAAAGCUGAAGGACGAAUUUAUAAAGGACCCUCAUGAUAAUAUGGUACCUGAUGAUAAUCCACUGUCACAAUCGGAGGAGAGCGUGUGGAACCAAUAUUUUAGCGACAGAGAACUCUUUGCUGUUAUAAGUCAAGAUGUCAUUCGAACUUUCCCGGGUGUGGACUUCUUUCGUAAACCGUUAAUACAAAAUGCUAUGUGUAACAUUCUUUUCUAUUACGCAAGAGAACAUCCUUAUAUGUGUUAUCGCCAAGGUAUGCAUGAAAUCCUUGCACCUCUAUUGUUUGUUUUCUAUGGCGACCAACAGUCACUGCUUCAUUUUUCGGAGAUUGCUCAAAAUCAAACAAGUGAACUUCUUUUAAACGUGCUGGACCCAAAUUACUUGGAAGCUGAUACUUACUCUUUAUUUUCCCGUUUGAUGUCAUCCAUUGAGUCUUACUAUCGGAUAAAAAAUUUCGCACAACCACACGAGCGCUUCCAUGCGGAAAGUGAGACAAAUCAUAGCAUGGGAACCGGUGUAGAAAUCAUAAGUCAACUUAUAUCAAUUCGUGAAAAGAUUCUUGCCAAAGAGGAUUUGCACUUGCACAAUUAUCUUUUGAAACUCGAUAUACCGUUACAUAUAUUUGGAAUUCGUUGGCUUCGUUUACUCUUCGGUCGAGAAUUCGCACUUCUCGAUUUGUUGGUAAUUUGGGAUGCGAUAUUCGCAGAUAGCGACCAUUUCGAUUUACCAAACUACAUUCUAGUGGCAAUGCUGAUACGCAUUCGUGACAAAUUGCUGCUCAGCGACCAAACAAGUUGCCUUACAUACUUGAUGCGCUAUCCGACGAACGUCGAUGUGAACUUAAUUCUACGUCAUGCAUUGCACAUGCUUAUGCCGAAAAGAUUUGAACGUCCCAUCAAUGCGUUUGUCUAUUUUACGAAUAACAAGCAAAAGGGAGCAAUACAAAACUCACGUAKUACGAAUUUUAAUAAUACCGAGUCUUCCAAUAAAUCACCAAAAGCUAGUUCCACUUCAAAAGGUGAUAAUUUUUCAAAAAUGCAGCAGCACAUAGCAAAGCUGCAAACACAAAAUGCUGCAGACUCUGCUGCAUGGUUACGAAAAGACCUUGCUGAAGAAGAAGGCGCCAUCGCCGAAGGCCAUUCCAAAAAUAGUCAAGAACUAAUUAAUUUGGAAUUAAGGAAUGCUGAAACGAUAAUAUCCAUAGCACGAAACAAACUCCAAUUAUAUGUAGCCACUAUGAAAAAACAUAUCCAAGGAAAUAGCUCUAGAGAGCUAUUGCAGGCAUUAGAUGGCAUUGAGGAAUUAUGUGAUUUUCUAGAUGUUAAAUUUGUGUUUCCCAUUCAUGCGACUAGACCACCAAUCGAUGAAGCUCUUGAAGCUAAUGAGCAGGUAAAUUCGAAGAAAGGUCGCUGGAAAAAUUAUAAUAGCAGGGAGAGUACAGUUAUGCCUAGUGGUGCUGGUAUCAAUCAUGGCGGCAGCGGUGAAAUACGCAAGGAGGUUGAAAAACCAUGCAAAACUGUUACAGAUAAAGAAUUGCUUUCGGAAUUUUCAAGGAUUGCARUCAAUACUUAUGAACGUCCAGAAGAGAACAUUUCAUCCAAUCCGUCGCAUUUGCUAGGCAACAGCCGUGAAAUUGAACUGAUAACGAUUGAGCCUUCCGAGUGUGUUGUGGAGCCGGUCGUAGACAACCAACCGAGAAUUACAAGUAAAGAAGGAACCGAGGCGCCAAGUAGUAGCAAGAUUUCUGAAAGAUCUGAAUUAGGUCAAUGAUUGUAUAUGUAUGUACUUAGUACAAACAUCCUCCAUAUGCAUAAAUUCACAAAAUCGUUUUUUAUACUUUAA